Epinephelus moara (kelp grouper) is the source of this 3262-nucleotide messenger RNA. Its product is annotated as alpha-N-acetylgalactosaminide alpha-2,6-sialyltransferase 1-like. Gene Ontology annotation, molecular function: sialyltransferase activity. Bases 1464 to 2789 code for a protein of 441 amino acids. The record is from RefSeq and is a predicted model, not a curated record. NCBI's taxonomy places the organism in Eukaryota, Metazoa, Chordata, Actinopteri, Perciformes, Serranidae. The transcript has 9 exons.
UCAAAUGCCUUUAUUGUCGUUGCACAGCUGUACAACGAAAGUCAAGUGCAGCGCCCAAAAAAAAAAAAAAAGAGACAAAAAGACAACACGCAACUUGACAUAGCACCCAUCUAUGCACAGGUAAUGUUCAGAUGUGAUAUGGUUUGCUCGAGGUUUUGGGCUGCCACUGCAUAAUUCCAAAGGGAUAUUUACUCUAAAAGUCUUACGUUUGGUUAGGUAAAGGUAAAAUCUUUUAUUUAUUCCAUUGUAUUUCUUCAUUUUCUAGUAUACUGAUGCUUACACUUAAAUCUCAGAAGUGUUACCUUUAUUUUGAUACACUUAUUAUUUAUACAGACCUUAUAGUAGCACAGAAAUAGUCAAUUAAUGUUGGGCAUUUAAUAGUGUAUACGUUUAUCAUUUUGAUAGAAAUUGUUGACAAGUAUUGUUCCAUUUCCUUCAAAAAAUACAAAUGCUUUAGUUAUUUUUGUUUGUAAAUUUACAUUUGUGAAUGUAAAUUUGUCAAGAAGUAAAAUGGGGUUCAUGAGGAAAAAUGCAUUAAUAUCUUUGUUACAGUAAUCGCAGUAAUAUUUCUAUGGUAAAUAGUAAGAUCUGAGAAAAUGUCAACUUUAUAUUUAGUAAUAUCCUUCCACAGCACACAGGUAAAAUUACAAGACAAGAAAUGCAGAAGAUAAGAAAUGUUUAACGGGAUAGAAUCAAUGAGCCAGAGGAUAUUUUGUUUAAAUGUUUGUUUGUUUUUAUUUUAUUCAUAGUCAGAAAAAGGCAAAUUGUUUGACAUUUAAAUACAGAUCACAGUAUUGAUAUAACUGCAAGACAGAAAUUAACAAUUAAAGACAGAAAAAAAAUACAAGGGGUCAUUCAGGAAUAAAGGUACACAGAUAUUCAUAAAGUACAUAGGGCCUUUCCAAUUUUACAGCAUUUUAUUUUAUUUUAUUUACAUAAAAUUUAGAAAUGCAGAAAAUACUGGGAUUUUUUUUUUAAUUGUUAAUACAAUAUUUUGCCAAAAUAAUUAGAUUAUUGGUCCAAAACUCUGCUUUCUUGUCCUCAAAUUGGACACCAACCUUUAUAUUCUCACAAUUUAGAGUCAUAAUAUUUUAAUCAUUAUAAGUCAACCAAUACUGAAAAAAAAUGUCCAAGUUGAAUAACAAGAGAAGAAAAGAUUGUUCUAAGGUUUCAAUGUCUGAGCUAUAGAAAGUGCACAUAUUCAAAUCCAAUGCCUUUUCAAUAAUGGAGGGCUUGAUGAAAACUGGAUAGUUUAAAAUGCACUGUGACCUUUAUUCUAAUGAGCAGAAGGCACCGCCCCCGCGCGCGGGGACUCUCGGGAAGUACCGGAUAUCCCUCGUGCGUCUGUCGAAUGGGCCACAAAGUACGGAGCAUGAAGGCACCCGAUUACAAGCUUGACUGUAGACGCGGCAGGUGAAUUCUCUGACUUCAUGCGCGACUGAGCGCAGUUGUCAGUCUCCGAGAUGGCCCUCUCAAAGUCUAGGACCUUUUCGGUGCUGCUUGUGAUGUCAGUUUUCCUUUUACUUUUUCUUGUAACAUGGGGAGAUUAUUCAAACAAUAUCAACUUGGCUGCUGUCUCAGGAUUGAAGAGACACAAACAUGAAGUAGUGUUUGACUUCUGGGAUAUAACAGGAAACUAUAGUGUGGCAAAAACUGCUGAUUCCACAACAACAAACCCGGUGACAAAACUAAAAGUGGAUCAGAUGAGAAGCUCUACACAUGCUGCUGUGGUUGAGACUCCCAUGCCCAUCCUCUUCAAAAAAUCCUUCAGGAAGGCUCCUCGGUGGGAUUUUGAUGAUGUUUAUAACCAGGAUGCUCCACCCAGACCCUGGACAUGUGCUGAGUCUCUGCGAAACUCUGAGGACGAGAGCUUCAAAAAGGCUUUCCUUCCCAACAUACGUGUGUUUCUGCACAAGGACAACAUCAAUGUGAGCGAGUGGAACCGGCUUUCACAUUUUAACAAUCCUUUUGGCUUUAUGCAGCUUCCAUAUGAUGAGGUGAUGAGUGCAGUGAAGUUGAUCCCAAAGCCAAAAGAGCCACUGCUCCUUCCAAUGCCAGGCAGCGAUGGGUGUGUGCGCUGUGCUGUGGUGGGCACCGGAGGAAUCCUCAACGGUUCCAAGAUGGGGAAAGAGAUCGAUGCUCAUGACUACGUUUUCCGGGUGAACGGUGCAGUCACUAAAGGUUACGAGGAGGACGUGGGAAACAGAACUUCGGUGUACGUUCACACGGCCUACUCCAUCCAUUCAGCGACGUAUUUAUUCAAGAGGUUCGGAUACAAAGCCGCCCCUCAUGAUGAGGGUAUAAAAUACGUGCUGAUACCUGAGGGGAGGAGGGAUUACAAUUGGCUCGGUGGUCUUCUGAGAGGAGAAAAGAUUACUAAUGGCUCAUAUAAAAACAGGAGGCCAAGAAUGUACUACUCUGGGCAGUACAACGAGUCCCGCUUCUAUGUUCUGCACCAGGAUUUCCUCAGAUACGUUCGAAACAGGUUCUUAAAGUCUCGUCAUAUGAAUUCUUCAUUCUGGGCAAUAAACAGACCGACCAAUGGGGCAUUUGCUCUCUUCCUGGCUCUGCAGACCUGUGACACUGUGAGUGCGUACGGAUUCAUGACUAAGGACUACAAGAAAUACAAUAACUACUACUUUCAGAAAAAUAUGAAAAAACGUGUGGUUUUCUACAUCAAUCACGACUAUAUCCUGGAGAUGAAGACGUGGAAAAAACUACAUGACAGCAAAAUACUGAGGCUCUAUCAAGGACCGGACUCAGAAAAAGGGACAGAAAAGCCGAAGUAGCACUGAUACUGAUACACUGAGGAUGGCAUCAAGAAUCUAGGUCAUUUAAUAAACUGUAAAUAAUUUUUGUUUACCCAAACCAUGUGAGACAGUAUGUAACUGACAGGUUUGUCUUUCUGCGAUGUUUCUACACCUUAGUUAUACUUUCCUAGAUAUUGUAAUAUGUAUUUGACUCUCACUGAUAUAAAUGGGGUGAACAAAAUACAAGUAACACCUCUCAGUACACACAGUUUAACAGCACUACAAACUACUGCCUCCAUGAACAAAAAGUUAAAUCAACACAUCCUGUAAAACAGUUUAAGAAAAACACUAUAACCUUCUGAAGGUAAGGGCUUUUGUGUCAGACUGCAUCAGUUUCAGCAAAUUGUGGCAAUUAGUUUUAAUUGAAGUUGUGUCAUUCUGAGAUAUCUAAGAUAUAUGUUUGAUAAUAUAAUAAAAAGUAUUUUAAUAAUUAAAUAAAUGGAAAUGUUAAA